This is a messenger RNA of Trypanosoma cruzi, 363 nucleotides long. RefSeq lists its product as uncharacterized. The coding region runs from base 1 to 363 and encodes 120 amino acids. The record is from RefSeq and is a predicted model, not a curated record. Lineage: Eukaryota; Euglenozoa; Kinetoplastea; Trypanosomatida; Trypanosomatidae. The transcript has a single exon.
AUGUAUCAGCGAUCCCUUCUGUUUUUACUUUUUAGCAAACCCAUCACGCAGGGGUACGUGGCGCAGCUUCCGCAACCUGCUCCAACACGUCGCUGCACUUCGUGGCGCCGAGCUUUUGAGAACAACGAUGAGGUGCGAAAGAAGUACACCCCAGAUGCGGAGCGCUAUGAGGAGUGGUACAAAGCAACUUACGGCCUUGAGUCUCUCAGUGAUGGAUGUGCGGCGUCUGGGGCGACGUCGAACAGGCGUCUAGAUGAUACUCAAAAUAUGGAAUCUGUGCCUUCUCUGGAUGAUUUUUGCGCUGUGGAGGAAGAGGUGGAGUUUUGCUCUCGGCAAUUUAACCACAAUACUUUGGUGCGUUGA